AUACAAACCCUACGACUAUUAAUUACACGAUCGAAGAGUAGUACUAGUUGCUCGUCGACUAUUUUAACAUCCGAUAGCCACAAUGAGCGUUGCUUUAAACCCAGAGGCUCCUGAAUUAUAGAGGGGAAAAUAACUAUAUAUUGCCUUAUCGCGAACAUUAAAAAAUCAUUUUUUAAUGGUAAUGAUCAUCAAUCAAAACUGGCUUAACUACCAUGUGCAGAACCAUAAGAUUGUCAAACAGUUUGCCGAUUGGUAUUUCAUACAAAAAGUACGAAGGAAUUCCCGACUUUAAUACUGUGACAAAAAAAUUCAAUCAGAACGUGGUAUAUCAGCUAAACAGUAUACUUGUGACUGAGCUUCCGGCCUUCAAGUUGAGAGAAAACGACAUUGAAUUCAAUAUGGAGCGACUUACAGGAGCCAAUGACAGCAUAUUGGAUCGAAUUUAUAGUAAUAUUGACUGCUUGAACAAAGGGAUUGAACCAACCAAACAUAAUGACUUCUACAAUCCUAUUAUCACUACCAUACAGGUUGGCUCCACAACCUUUACGGGUGGCAAAAAUAUAAUUCUACCCCAGCUGCUAUUUAAGGACAAAGUUGACAACUCAUCAUCCCUGUGGGUGCCCAAGAUAUCAGAUAAGCCUAACAACAUAAAACCUCUGGCACUUCAGAUACACUAUAAUGACUGUGGAGAGGCUAUAGGAUACGAGCAUCCGUACGAGACUGAGCUUUCUCUAUUCAAACCGAGGCCCGAAUGGCUAGAACGAGACGUUGAGGAGCUACACAUGCCACCGCCGCCCGAGGAGACGAAGCUGACGUAUGUUUCCACAGAGGAAGAGCUCAAUGAGCUGCUGAAACACCUGGAAACAGUUGAGGAGUUAGGAGUUGACCUUGAGCAUCACAACUACAGAUCAUUUCAAGGGUUUACGUGCCUCAUACAAAUAACUACUGUGGGUGGCGAUUACGUAGUGGACGCGUUGGGGCUACGCGAGCAUCUUCACAAGCUGAACGAGGUCUUCACCAAUCCAAAGAUAUUGAAAAUCUUCCACGGCGCAAACAAUGACGUGCAAUGGCUACAGCGCGACUUCGGCGUGUAUGUGGUGGGAAUGUUCGACACGUUUCAAGCGGCGCGGGAGCUAGGCUUGCCGCGCAAGUCACUGUUGGCCCUGCUGAAGGAGUACUGUGAUUUGGAGAUCGACAAAACUCACCAGCUGGCGGACUGGCGUUUGCGUCCGCUGACAGAGGCGAUGAUGCAUUACGCGCGCACGGACACACACUAUCUGCUCUACGUCUGGCGCCGCAUGAAGGAAGACCUAUUUAAGAAGGAUAUGGGCAGUCCGUCACGUCUGCUGGCGGUCUUCGAGAACAGUCGCAAGGUCUGCUGCCUGACGUACCAAAAGGAGGAGCUCCAAGUGGACAGCCACCUUAGCAUAUACUACCGCCACAAGAAAGAAUUCAACUCGCGGCAGAUGGCCGCCCUGCGCUCACUGUUCCGCUGGCGACACGAGCAGGCACGCACCCUCGACGAGAGCACCAUGUAUUUAUUGCCGAAUCACAUGCUUUUGGCGCUCGCUGAGAAUCUUCCCAGGGAAGUUCAGGGCGUGAUCUCCUUGUGCAGCCCCACGCCGCCCUUCGUGAAGCAGAAUCUCCACUCCAUACACAAGACGAUCCUAUCUUGUCGCACGCUGCCCCUGGCGGACGAGACCGACACGCCGAGAGCAUUCGGCAACCGCAUGGAGGAGCUGGAGCUGGACUACGAAGUGCACGAUAUGCUCGACUUCGACGAGUGGGAAAAGACAUUUCAGCAAGACAGCACAGGUUCCGCUGGUGUGAAGAAAAUCCAGAAGCCAGCAGCUACCUUUGCAGAAAUCGUUAGCUUAGGGCUGCGCGAUCCCGUCACUCCCGUCACAAUCGUGCCGAUGUUCGACGAUAAAGAGAAAAACGCAAAUGUUAACUUAGGGCUGCGCGAUCCCGUCACUCCCGUCAGAAUCGUGCCGAUGUUGGACGAGAAAGAGAAAAACGCAAAUGUUAGCUUAGGGCUGCGCGAUCCCGUCACUCCCGUCACAAUCGUGCCGAUGUUGGACGAGAAAGAGAAAAACGCAAAUGGACCAGAGGAUGCCAAAAAUUAUCAUGUCCUGACACCGUACGAGAGAUACCAGUGUUAUCGCUUUUUCUAUCAGUACCCAAAUUCAAAGCAAAUCGAAUACAUCAGAGCAGCCUUUUUUACGAAGAAAGUCGAAGUGGAGCAGGAAACCGUAGUCGCUGAAACGAGCGAACCGCCAGCCGACGUCGAAACACUGAGCACCACAGAUGCAGAACAAAACCUCCGAAAACGCAGGGCGAAGACCGAUAACGUGAACGAACUAUCGACGAAUGAAACCACAGACAAAAAACCCGAGUCCCUCCCUACCGCGCCAGAGAAGAGACCACCAGCCGAGGUCCUACUCGGUGGUCUGAAGAAGAAAAACAAAAACAAGAAGUCGCAUAAGAAAAAUAAGCGUUACAACGUGUCCUCUCUGAAAAGCGAUCAGAAAGACCAGUUCUCCGAACUGUCCAGUUAUCAAAACAAAAGUUCCACAUUAGAGAUUAUGAACUCCAUGCCCAAGAAGAAUUCAUCACGCAAAAAGAGGCACCAAAACAAAACGCUGCCUGGCGUCACCCACCAGCAUACCAGUUUGUCCAAAACUGUGUCUAGUUGGAAGACAGGCAGCCGGGACAGUUCCCUAAAGCGCACCCCAAAACCCUACGCCUACGAGAACGCAUCAUACAUAAAGUUCCUCGAGACGAAGAAAUCCGACACUAAAACGCACAAACAUAAGAAAUAAGAUUUCUUUGCCCAGCACCGUAACGUUGGUGUGCGUUUCUAUAAAUGUAAGUCGAUAAAAAUAACAUGUAAUGUGUAUUUUUCUUCAUAUUUUGUUAAAAAAAAAAAAGGAAAACUAUAUGUUUUUCAGCACGUGUUGUGCUUAGUAUUGUAUGUGUAAUCGUGUAUUUUUCAAGGAUUACUUGGGCAGUGGAGUAUUUGCACCGCCUACCGAUCGUCCCUGAUUCUCUAUUGAAAACUUAAUUGUACGUUAUUGUAGUACAUCACUGCUGGGGUCAGCAAAAGAAGCAUUGACGGACGCACGUAUAAGCGAGACACACAUAGUCAAAGCUUAGUCGUGGCCAAGUCUUGUAUAAUAGUUUUCUCAAAUAAUGCAAGGAAAAAUUUUUUAGUAAACGCCUUUUUUAAAAAAAAAUUACGGACAACGGACAACUAUAAUUUUUCCCGCGUUAAAGUAAACAUUUAUUUUGUUUUUUUUUUGUUAAAAAAUAACUGCUGUCUUUUUGCAACCAGUUCGAAAUUUAAAUAAAACCUUUAAUGUGUUACCUCCUUGGUUGCCGUGUUUGGAUGUUAAUCGUUCCAUUUUUAAAUUACACGACAGAUAUUAGUUUAUUUUGUAAUUUAUUUGAGCUCUCAACUAAGACAGAUAUAGAUUUUUAUACGUUUUGCCUUUCUGUUCGCAUUUAUUCGGCCGUCUUCAAUAUAAUGCUAAAAUUUCCAAGCAUGUUUUUGAAAAUGCAUUUUGUAACGUAAACUUCACCAUGUACGGAGAAUUUUACGAUUCUACUGUAAUAGAGGAACAGGGAUCAUUCGAGCACAGUUGUACCAUUUUAAUAAGUAACAUCGACAGUUAGCUCAGAAAUGAUUAAUCUAUCGUCUAAUAGCGUUUAAAAACGCCAGUGUAAAACGCGCCUUGUUGCUUUAAGUUAAGGUAUGAAAUAUAAUAACAACAGUAGCUUCUUAUGAUAUAUGAAGGGAUAUAAAUGACGCGAGACAUCAACCAAUGACGGGUCGAGACGUUUGUUAUCUUCUUUUAAUUAUAAAAAUAUUAAUCAGCCAUCUUAGUAACCAUAACACAAGCUAUGCUUACUUUGGGGUUAGAUGGCGUUGUGUGUAUGAUCGUAUCAAAUUGAUUUCACUUUAUUAAUCGCGUGUGCUAGUUAUUUUCAAUAUUAUUCAAUUUCACUAAACCAGAAAAUAUAGUUUAUAUUUUCAAAUAUAAUAUAAUAAAAUAAAUCAUAUAAUAAAAUUAUAUUCGACGAGCUGAGUUCGUGUGAACACAAACUCUGUAGACUCUAUAUGAAAUCUCUAUCAUGAUAAAUAUUAUUAUUUUUAUAUGUACGUUAUUUUAUAUCAUGGAACUCCUUAAAAUAAAGCCAGCUUCUGUCCAAUAUUUUACAUACUUUUUUUUUCUUUAAACCAUACAACAAUAACAAAGAAUGAAGUAUUCAAAUCGGUUGAGUGAUUUACGAGUUUAUACGUUACAAACUUACAGCAAUAGGGUAUUUGACUUUUUUUUUAUCGCUUCAAAUGAACCACCAUGCAUAAUUUGAAUGGUUCUUUAGGACACGAAGCCCACCAGCCUAAUAUUAUCGCUUACCAAAAAUCGCUGAACAUCGAUGUUACUUAUAAUGGUAGUCUACGCUCUGCUUUUGUCAUCGGGCAUGUAUUAAGGUCAUUGCCAUAAUACCACGUAAGGUGUGACGCCGAGAUCGUUACAAGCCAGACAUCGGGUCGGGUCGUAGAGAUACGCGACUAAACGUUCCGGUACGCAUAGAAACAGCCACACCUCCCGUAUAAACUGAAUUAAUUAUUCAGUUGGUAUGCUUAUUGUACGCGUUUUUUACGGUUUUUUUUACAAAUAUCGAGGGAGCCUUUUUUUUCUCCGUCCUUUCAAAUUACU
Messenger RNA from Pararge aegeria (speckled wood butterfly), 4724 nucleotides. RefSeq names its product exosome component 10 (gene Rrp6). The coding region runs from base 213 to 2822 and encodes 869 amino acids. Gene Ontology annotation, biological process: nuclear polyadenylation-dependent snRNA catabolic process; TRAMP-dependent tRNA surveillance pathway; nuclear polyadenylation-dependent snoRNA catabolic process. Gene Ontology annotation, molecular function: 3'-5'-RNA exonuclease activity; nucleic acid binding; nucleotide binding. The transcript is spliced from 17 exons. NCBI's taxonomy places the organism in Eukaryota, Metazoa, Arthropoda, Insecta, Lepidoptera, Nymphalidae. The record is from RefSeq and is a predicted model, not a curated record. Gene Ontology annotation, cellular component: nucleolus; nuclear exosome (RNase complex).